Molecule: messenger RNA, 4100 nt
Organism: Salmo salar (Atlantic salmon)
Lineage: Eukaryota; Metazoa; Chordata; Actinopteri; Salmoniformes; Salmonidae
Source: RefSeq, a predicted model, not a curated record
GGCCAUUUUGAAGCAUGUGGGGACAACAGACUGGGAUAGGGAGAGAUUGAAUAUGUGUCCAGCUGCAUUCUAAACCUUUGGGGUCUUCUUUUCAGUGUGAGAGGCUCAACUCGUCCUCCUACUUUGUACUUACCACUCUUCAGCAUUAUACACAUACUCAAUCAUUUGGUGAUGCAUCCAGCUCUUCCUUCAUGUCAAUUGACUUUUUGGCUACAACCAUAGUCCACUUAGUGUUGUCCUCCACCUCUACCUCUGAGUUGUGAAAUCCUGAGCUGAAACUCUCAGAGGAAAAACUCUAGACCCUAUCAUGAGUUAAGAAUAUGAUUCAAACGUCAUUUUUUUCUCCCUUUGUGUCCAGGAAAUGGCCACUGUCACCGCUCCUGCCAAGAAGGGGUCAAAGUCCAGAGGUUAUCGACACAAGGAGGUGAUUCAGCAUCAGAGGGAGGCUCUGUCAGAGAUGAGGGGCAGGAUCGGAGCCUUGGAGCAAACAUGGCCCCUGAAGCGCUUCACCCAGCAGGGGGCACCUAAGAAACAAGCAGGGAGUGAGGCGGGGAAACUCAGCACACCGAGGUCUGCAGUGAGUGGCUGGCCGCUCUCUGUAGCAUUGGGGGAGGAGACCCUGGAGCGCACAGCCAGACUGGACCUAUCAGACGCCCUGGACCUCAGCGAGAGGACAUACCUGGAUCUGGCACGGGCGCAGUGCAAGGCUCUGGAGUUGAGCGAGGGCCAGCUGCAUGGGUGUGUGUCCCUGCAGCACCUGCCCCAGGAGGAGAGGGCCAGUCUGGCUUCUUUGCGUCACGCAGACCUGGAGCUGCUCCGGAGCUGCAUGGCCCUACAGCACAGCCAGGCCCAGCGAAGUGAAACCCUACUGCAGCAGCAGCAUAGAGAAAUGACUACUCUCAGGGAGAGCCAGGCGGCGGGUCAGCAACUCCAGUCCAGGCUGGAUAUGCUGAGGACCGAGCUGGAGACGGAGAGCCAAGAGAGCUCCCUGCUCCGUGAGGCCUUGCGCCACACCCAGAGUCGUCUGGAACAUGAGAUAGACGUAAACACCAGGGCCGUAAAGAGCCGUAAGGCAGUGAGUGUGGAGAAAGUCCAGAGGAGGAGUGGGAAGACAGCCUCUCACAGCUGUGUCCGUACUGAGGCCGGCGACAAGGCGACAGCGAAGACAUCAAGCCUGCUGGAGAGGCUGAAGAAGAGGGAGUACGAGGUGGAGACCCUGAAGAGGCAGCUGGGGAAGAAGGAGUUUGGCAAGAUGGACUCCAAGCUAGAGCUGACCAUUGUACAGCAGCAGCCUCAACAGGCCCCACCGCUGACAGAGUCCUCCUAAUGUACUGUAAUCCUGACCCGCUACACUGGAGUGACUGGACACCAGGGGCAAGGAGACUGGCUCAAGGGUCCUUUUGACUUGAACAGCAGAGGACACUCAUUACUACGAGACUAGUGAACACUGCUAGUGUGCGUCACACCAUAGAAUUAGAAAUACAGCACAGCAGGUCUACUAGAACUCACCUUCUUAUUCAAGUCAGCGUCAGUCUAUUUCAUUGCAUCACGUGUACUGUACCGCUGCUUCUGGCCAUGAGGAAGUUUCUGCUGGUGGCUGUAUAUUACCACACAUCAGAGCCAUAUGUUCUAUAUACUGUAUAGCUCUACACCACAUCGUAAUGAGUGAAUGCCUCUAUAGAGAUGAUGGAAUAGUCAAUGCAUGAGCAUGUGGGUGCUAAUGAUGUGUGUUUCAAAGGCAGCUCUUCUCAGCUUCCCUCUGAGCUUUGAAUGUAAAAAGUCUGUCGGGCUAUAUCUGCCACAGCUAUAUUCUUUUAGCCGGAACACUUCACCGCUCUUGUUCAUCCAUUCACCACAGAAAAUGAGGCAGUCUUUAUGCACGACAAUACAAAUGCUUUCUUCUGCAGACUUUUCUGCCGAUUCAGUAUAAUAUUUUGGUUGACACGUCAUUGCGAUAUCUCAGCAGUAAAGAAAAUGGCCAAGGCGUCCAAUUUGAGCGGCUAUUUCUGGAGUGUGUGUGUGCUACACUAACGACAGGAAUAUGCCCAUGAACCGCAGAUACAAAGAAAAAAGGAGUGUGUAAUUCCUCCUAUCUGCAGUAGACCUCCUCCCCCACUCCCGCCCUCCUCUCUAUGCCUCGAGGUUAUUGUGGUCCGUUAUCGCAAUGGGCAGAGAGAAAAGCUGAUUCAUUUAUUCAUCAUCAGAGCCUUUUCUUGCUCACAGCAGCACACACCGUCACAAACACAGUCACGUGAGCAUAGGAUGAGAGAGAGUGGUUUGUGUGUAUAGGUGCGUAUGUGUAUGUGGGAAGGUGUGAAAGGGUCAAGCGUGAGCGAGCAUGCGCAUCAAUGUGUUGUUUUGAGUGCGUGUUUGUGACGUGUGGCAGUGUUCAUGACGUGUGUGAGUGAGUAGACGUACGUGUGAGUCUGUCUCUGUUUGUGCAUGUGAUUGUGGAUGUGUGCAUGUGCAAAAUCUAUUAUUCAGGAUAUUAAUCCUCCAUUGUUCUACAUAAAGCAGAUGCCACAGAUAAUAGAGCCAGUACAUGGUUUGGUUUCUCUCUCUAUUUGUUUGACUCAAUUCCCAUAAGGCGGAGUUCCCAAACUGGCAGCCGACCAAGUGAUUUUAUUUGGCCACCCAAGUUUUCUGAGAAAUAAAAAUAAAAAAGGUUUAUAAUUUUUACAUUUUUUUAUUGUUGGACAUUAAAAGACUGUAAAAACACCAGCAAAUCAGCUCGAAGUGAUUUUAAUUUUGGAAAUCUGUUCCAAAGUAAUCUCACGCAUAAUGGAGAGAUAUGUGAUCGUAUACAAAUAUAGGUUUGAAAUUAUUAUGCUUUUGUGAAACAUGAUAUCUGUUUGGGCUUCUUGCGAUCAAUUUGCAGUCUAUUUCUAAUUAUGUUCCGGUCCCCUGACCGUCUGCUCAAGGAAAAAUUGUCCCGCGGCUGAAUCUAGUUGAUGAUCCCUGUCAUAAGAGAUAAUGAGGGCUACUCCUAAAAAAGCUUCUUGUCUUCCUCACUCACUGACCCAGAUUUGGUAUUUUAGUGCAUACAAGCAGAUGGUACAAUUGUUUGAUGGUACAAUGUUUCUUUGUUGCCUCUAGGCAAAAGGCUGCAUCAGUCCGUCAUCAUUGCUCCUCUCUGAUGUUUGCUAUGGUCUACCUACCUCUAUGGCCAUGUGCAUCAGUAUAACUUCACCCCAAUGCAUUACUACUUGUUUCGGUGUCUUUCAGACAUGUUUGUCACUCUAUGCACUUUUGUUUUUAUUGUCUGGACCAUCACAGAAAAACCACUGAUUCAUCUCCAGAAGCCAUUAUAGUUUGUCUGCUUUCAUUAAUCAGGAUCAAUUAUGUCUGUUUUUAACAUGAGUAUGUCACUCACUGGCAUUGGUAUGCCUUUGAUUUCAGCUGGCAGUCCACAGCGCUGUGUUGAGUUGUUGCUAAAUAUAUGUGUUGACCUCAGCAAUUACUGCUCCUCCUCAGUCAGCCCCUUCUGAGUGGACACAACCAGCUAAUUGGCACUGUGCAGAUUCCAGUGUGUUCCUUAAAGGCACCAUCUGGGAUAUUUCCUGCUGUUCAAUGGUAACGUCAAUCCAUGAUCUUGUUCUUGAGGAAUGUAACUUAAACAUUUUAUGGCCUGUUAGUCCUUACUUUCGUAGCUGCGCCUAUGAAGUUUAAGUCACAAUGCUGCUGUUUGGGCUGAAACUAAACACCAGAUUUUGGCUUUAAUCUUUUUAUAAUCAGCAGAGUGGCCCUGGUUCACACCAUUGCCUUCGCAAACAGCUAGCUCAGCCACAGUCUCAGUGGCUUCCAAUAGCAUUGCUGAGUCAAGCUUGACCUCUCCUCACUGCUCAUUUACUUAAAGACUAUUCUGUUUUGUUUUAUUAUAAUGUAGGCUAUCUGUGUUGAGAUUCAUUCACACAGAGUUUGUUAAAGCAUUGAGGUUCAGUUGAACUACAUCAGACAGUAUAAAUAAGUAUAACGUAUACAUAUGACAGUAUACCUGUCUGGGGCGAUGGCUAGAAAUAUUACUGUGUUUGUGAUUGGUCAAAAGACAUCCUAAAUGCUUUACUGUAUAUGCAUCACAAUACAAAAACACUUGGGAACCA